AUGGCCCAACUGCAAGACAAAGUCAUUGCCAUCACUGGCGCCGCGUCCGGGAUCGGCGCCGCCACAGCGCGUCUCGCCGCCGCGCGAGGCGCCUCGGGCCUGGCCCUAUCCGACAUCAACGAAGACGCCCUCUCCAAAAUCGUCGACGAAAUCAAGGCCAAGAGCACCGGCACAAAAGUCACAUCCACGCGCCUCGACGUGUCCGACUCGAACCAAGUCGACGCCUGGAUCGCCGCCACGGUCAAGGAAUUCGGCCGGCUCGACGGCGCGGCCAACAUCGCGGGCGUGGAGGGCCUGCCCGGCGAAAAGGUCUUUGCCAACAUCGUCGACAUCAGCAACGAGCGGUGGGACUAUAUCAUGAAGAUCAACCUGACGGGCGUGUUCUAUUGCCUGCGCGCACAGUUGCGGGUCAUGGACCGGGGAGGCAGCGUGUUGAACGUGGCGAGUCUCGCGGGCCUCAUGGGCAGGCCGGGCAUCGGGGCGUAUAGUACGAGCAAGCACGGGGUUGUGGGGUUGAGCCGCACCGCCGCAAAGGAGGUGGGCGAGCGGGGGAUCAGGGUGAAUGCGCUGGCGCCUGGCCCAAUCGAGACGCCCAUGUUGAAGAGGUUGUUGUCGGAUGGCGAUUCGGAGGACCGGCCUGUCACCAACACGUACAAGACUUUACCUUUGCAGCGGCUGGGCACGGCCGACGACAUGGCCAAGACGAUUUGUUUCGUGCUCAGCGAUGAUUCGAGCUACACCACGGGAGCGACGUUCUCGGCAGAUGGUGGUGUUGCAUGCUAA
Messenger RNA from Cladophialophora yegresii CBS 114405, 783 nucleotides. RefSeq lists its product as uncharacterized. Gene Ontology annotation, molecular function: oxidoreductase activity. NCBI's taxonomy places the organism in Eukaryota, Fungi, Ascomycota, Eurotiomycetes, Chaetothyriales, Herpotrichiellaceae. The coding region runs from base 1 to 783 and encodes 260 amino acids. The transcript has 2 exons. The record is from RefSeq and is a predicted model, not a curated record.